AUGAGGAGGGAAGGGAAAAGGAGAUACGGCCGCGCCACGGGCCGCCUCGACCGCGCCGCCCACGGCACAACCACGCGCUACAACCACGAGGUCGAGUACGCGCCGGAGCUCGGCGAGACCACGGCGUUCAAGCCCUUCAUCCACCGGUACCCGACGCCGUACCGCGCCAGCGGGUCGUCGGAGCCGUACUGGUACUCGGUGAAGCUGGGGCCGGCGCACAUCAUCGUGCUCUCCUCCUAUUCGGCCUUCGGCAAGUACACGCCGCAGUUCAAGUGGCUGGAGGCGGAGCUGCAGCGCGUGGACCGCGCCGUCACGCCGUGGCUCUUCAUCAGCACCCACGUGCCCUGGUACAACAGCAACAACUUCCACUUCAUGGAGGGCGAGCCGAUGCGCGUGCAGUUCGAGAAGAUGGCCGUCGACGCCGUCUUCGCCGGCCACGUCCACGCCUACGAGCGCAGCCACCGCUUCUCCAACAUCCAGUACAACAUCACCGACGGCAGGUGCACGCCCGUCGCCGACCGCCGCGCGCCCGUCUACAUCGUCAUCGGCGACGGCGGCAACAUCGAGGGCCUCGCCGACGAGCUCACCUGGCCGCAGCCGCCCUACUCGGCCUUCCGGGAGUACAGCUUCGGCCACGCCGUGCUGGACAUCAAGAACCGCACGCAUGCGUACACUACGCCUGGUACCGCGGACAUGAGAUCGAUCAUCGAUGUGCACAUGAACAUUUGAUUUAUGUUGAAAAUAAGAUGCAUGGGUGCCCG
Panicum virgatum (switchgrass) is the source of this 761-nucleotide messenger RNA. RefSeq names its product purple acid phosphatase 10-like. Bases 1 to 729 code for a protein of 242 amino acids. The record is from RefSeq and is a predicted model, not a curated record. The transcript has 2 exons. Lineage: Eukaryota; Viridiplantae; Streptophyta; Magnoliopsida; Poales; Poaceae. Gene Ontology annotation, molecular function: acid phosphatase activity.